Messenger RNA from Prosopis cineraria, 897 nucleotides. Its product is annotated as probable calcium-binding protein CML15. The record is from RefSeq and is a predicted model, not a curated record. NCBI's taxonomy places the organism in Eukaryota, Viridiplantae, Streptophyta, Magnoliopsida, Fabales, Fabaceae. Bases 192 to 683 code for a protein of 163 amino acids. Gene Ontology annotation, molecular function: enzyme regulator activity; calcium ion binding. The transcript has a single exon.
CUGAGCAAAUUUAAUGCGACGUAACAAAAAUUAACUAAACUAAUACCUGAGUUUCCAAGAAGGCACAUGCAUUACUUCGGAGUACUUAGACACGCCACAGAAUCAUUGUCCGUCAUAUUCGUUCACGCCACACCAAUCGACUCGCUUCCAUUUCGUUUCUUUCGGUUCAUAUUUCCGCAGAUCACAUCGAGAUGUCGUCUAAGGUUCUCCAUGUUGAUCAGCUGAACCAACUAAGGGACGUUUUUUCUCGAUUUGACAUGGACUCCGACGGCAGCCUCACCCUCCUAGAGCUAGCGGCGCUUCUCCGCUCGCUGGGGCUGAAGCCCACCGGAGAGAAAAUCCACGCGCUGUUAGCCACCAUGGACUCCAACGGCAAUGGGUUUGUGGAGUUCGAUGAAUUGGUGAGAGCAAUACUGCCAGACUUUAAGAAGGAAGGGGUGAUCGUAAAUCAAGAGAAGCUUCUAGAGGUUUUCAAGUGCUUCGAUCGCGACGGUAAUGGGUACAUAUCGGCGGCGGAGUUAGCCAGAGCAAUGGCCAGAAUGGGUCAGCCUCUCACGUACAGAGAUCUCACUCAGAUGAUCAGAGAUGCCGACGAAGACGGCGACGGCGUUAUUAGCUUCAGUGAGUUUGCCACUGUGAUGGCCAAGUCUGCCUCGGAUUUCUUUGGCCUUACAUCUCCGUAACCAUACCAUCCAGGCUGAAAUAAUAUCCCAUUGUGUCAUAUGAAUUCAUUUCUUCAAAGAUUGUGGAGGGGAAUUUUCUACCUUUUCUUUUAUAUUUGCUCCACACCACCCCCCCCAAAAAAAAAAAAAUCUGUAAGUUCUGUGUUUUAUGGAAAAAUUAGUUUUAAAUUGGAAAAUAAAAUUCUAACCUCAACCUGAUAGAGGACAGUUUUUA